Scedosporium apiospermum is the source of this 780-nucleotide messenger RNA. RefSeq lists its product as uncharacterized. The record is from RefSeq and is a predicted model, not a curated record. Gene Ontology annotation, molecular function: RNA binding; structural constituent of ribosome. NCBI's taxonomy places the organism in Eukaryota, Fungi, Ascomycota, Sordariomycetes, Microascales, Microascaceae. The coding region runs from base 1 to 780 and encodes 259 amino acids. Gene Ontology annotation, cellular component: cytosolic small ribosomal subunit; nucleus. Gene Ontology annotation, biological process: translation. The transcript is spliced from 2 exons.
AUGUCUCCCGUCCCAGGAACGCAAAUUUCCAAGCGCAGGAAGUUCGUCGCUGACGGCGUCUUCUACGCCGAGCUCAACGAGUUCUUCCAGCGUGAGCUUGCCGAGGAGGGCUACUCCGGCGUCGAAGUCCGCGUCACACCCACCGUCACCGACAUCAUCAUCCGAGCUACCCACACUCAGGAGGUUCUCGGUGAGCAGGGCCGCCGCAUCCGCGAGCUCACCUCCCUCAUCCAGAAGCGAUUCAAGUUCCCCGAGAACUCCGUCUCCCUCUACGCCGCCAAGGUCCAGAACCGUGGUCUUUCCGCCGUCGCUCAGUGCGAGUCCCUCCGAUACAAGCUUCUCAACGGUCUCGCCGUCCGCCGUGCCUGCUAUGGUGUCCUCCGCUUCAUCAUGGAGUCUGGUGCCAAGGGUUGUGAGGUUGUCGUCUCGGGUAAGCUCCGCGCUGCUCGUGCCAAGUCCAUGAAGUUCACCGACGGCUUCAUGAUCCACUCCGGUCAGCCCGCGCUCGACUUCAUUGACAGCGCUACCCGCCACGUCCUUCUCCGACAGGGUGUCCUUGGUAUUAAGGUCAAGAUCAUGAGGGGCUCCGAUCCCGAGGGCAAGAGCGGCCCCCAGAAGACUCUUCCUGAUACCGUCACCAUCAUCGACCCCAAGGAGGAGCAGCCUAUCCUUCAGCCCGCGUCCAUCGACUACGGCGCGAAGGCUGCCCAGCUCGCGGCUGCCCAGGAGGCGCAGAGGGCGGCGGAGGAGGCUGAGGAGGCUCCUGCGGCUGAGCAAUAG